CGUGGGGGCUCUUUUGGGGUACAUUAUAAACGCCUCUGUCAGUUACGUAGAUUCUAUACUUGAGUAAUUGCCAUAUGUAAACCAGGUACUGGUUAGGCUGAUUUGGCAGCAAAAGGAAUAUAUCGGGAAGCAAGCCUAUGGCAGGGGUCUCGGGCGAAGUUAGGUGGCCCUGCCUAACGGCCUCCUAGUGUUCGCUGCGCCACAUCGAAUCCUAUGCCCUGUAAACAAACUCUUAGACAUACCUACUUAUCGACGAAUUUAUUUUCUGCUAUCCUCUACCUAUCCCACAGAGGUUUAUAGUGAAAGAGGGGAUCGGCCGUUCAUACAGUAACCUAGGCGAAUAGUUCAGCACCCCGGUCCCGACCAGCCCUAAAUAGGAACCACCUAUUCGAGCAUUGCGGGGUCACAUUCAUCGGGUCUAUCUCCGGCAAGAAAAGACUUAUUCCUCAUGUAUUGAUGGAUCCAGUGAGCGCAAUCGGCGUAGCCGCCGCAGCUGUGCAAUUCACUGAGAUUGCCAUCAAAAUCACUAAUCGAAUCGCCGUCUUUACCGUAUUGCGCGAUAUACCCAAACAUGCCGAGGGCCCAAAAGCUUUCGUCGAGCGCCUACGCAGCCAGCUUGGCCUUCUCAAUAGCACUAUCCGGCGUAUCGAAGAUGGACUCUCGGGUUUCAAAGAAGGCUUACAAGAAAACGAACUUUUGGAACUCGGCAAUUAUAUCUCUAACCUUAAUCGCCAUGGCCAGAAGUUAGAUGAAUUACUCAAUAAAUAUCUCCCAAAUGACGAUGCUUCAACCCCUGCAAGGCUCUUGGCGGCCCUGAAAAGUAUCGCUAGCGAUAUUGAAAUCGACUCUGUGAUGAGUAGCAUCAACGAAUUACUCCCACUCCUUACUACCUUCCUACUUACAUCAAUGGCCUUCAAGACCGGUUUUAAUUUCACCAAAUCCAGUGGCCUUGCAGUUGGAACGAGUUCUGUUCAAAGACGUCCAAAUUCCGGUGCGAUCUAUCAAGUAUCUCGCCACGAAGUUCGACAUUUUGUUGAAAGGCCGGAAUUGAUAGUUGAGAUUGAUCGCUGUCUUAGUGAUGGAAGUAUGCAACCACCGAGGAUCGUUGUGCUGCAGGGAAUGGGAGGCCAGGGGAAGACACAACUAGCCCUUAGGUAUUGCGGAGCUGCGCGAUUUCAAAAGAACUUCCACUGCACACUGUGGAUAGAUGCGUCUACCAAGGCCUCUAUGAUACGCGGGUUGGAAGGAAUUGCGGAGGAGCUUAAUGAUAGCAAUGAGGCCCUGACAGACACCGACUCCAAAAUCGCAUUGGUGAGACGCAAAUUGACGGUUGGGAACAUGCCGUGGUUAUUGGUAUUCGAUAAUUACGACGACCCAACCGCCUUCGACCUCCGCGAUUACGUACCUAAGGGCCCCCUCGGAAAUGUACUGGUUACUAGUCGAAGUCCCGACGCCGAAAGGAUUGGUGCGAUGAUACGUAUUUCCGGUAUGACCGAGGACGAAGCAGUUAAAUUGUUAUUCAAGCAACUUGACACUACCGAAGAUGAGACGAAUAGACCGAUUGCAGCCGAAAUUGUGAGGAGACUCGGCUAUCUACCUCUCGCAGUUGAUCAAGCUGGAGCAUAUAUAAAGACAGAAGGACUCCCCUUGGCAAAUUUCCUCGAUCAUUAUGAGCGAUCUGCGAAAGAUAUUCUUGGGUCCGUUCCAACUCUGUGGGAGUACACGGAAUCCGCCCCGAGCCAAGAUGGGAAAGAGACGACAGACAUUGCAAAAACAGUCUUCACUACCUGGAAUCUAUCAUUUACGUUAUUGAAGCCAACAACACCAUUGGGAGCCUUGAAAGUCAAAGUCCUUUCGCUAUUAGCUUUCUUCGACGAGCAUGAGAUUCUGGAGGAAUAUUUCAAGGAAUACUACCUUGCGAAUCUAUCGGAUGAACAAUCAGAUUGGAUGUCUCUUUUCACCAGCGAUGAGGGACAAUGGUCAAGCAGAAAAUUUGACAGCGUGAUGCGGGAAUUUUCUCGAUUAUCAUUGAUUACGUCCCUCAAUACGGAGAGAAAGGACAUCGAGUCCGCAAUUAUGUCUCUCCAUCCACUUGUACGAGAUUGGAUUAAUCUACGCCAGGAUAUCAAUACAUACAAAACAAAUUUUGGAAUUUUUACUCGAAUUCUCGCGGCCACACUGUUACCAAGGAUGUGGGAAGAACCAUCCUCAUUCAAAGUCAAAUAUGAGUUGUCUAAUGCUCAAUCGCGACGAUUUGCUGGGCAUGUAAUUUCGUGGAUGAGAGUAUUUAGAGAAUACAAAUCGGAGCUACACCCUACUGUCAUCACUCCAUUACAAAAAGGGUUCUUAGCUGUGACUACAGCCGAGCGAUUAAUCGCCACAUAUUUAAAUUCUGUCAGUCAAUUCGACAUUGCCUACGAAUUAGCGCACUGGCUCUGGGAUUCUUGCGAUGUAUCGAAUCAUGAUAUGACGCGAGUCAAAUUUGAUAUUGGCAACCAAGAAAUCAUCUGUCUUCGCGGAAUGGGGUUCAUCGAAGAGGCGAAAGAAAGCAGCCGAGAGAAAUUACAAUAUUGGAGAACGAUAAUCGGCCCCGAUAAUCCUAACGAUGAAAUGCUAAGCAUUGCUCUCGAGAUGCUCAUACAAUCUCUAAAUCUCACCGUCAGUAAAAGGGAAAAGCAGGAAGUUCUUGAGCUCUGCAUGGGCGAACUAGAAAGGAUACCGAAUAACGAGAAAAACUUGUAUAAGCGACAUACACUCUUAAGCGAAGCCCUAUACGCAGCGGAAACUCUUGGUAAAAACGAUAUCUGUCGAAGAACAUUUGACACCAUGAUGGAAGAGAUGAGAAAAUAUCACAACAAUAGCUUUCGGGAAAUAAAUUGGGCCUCAAGAAGUUGGUAUGAUAUCACAUGGUACUCUAUCCGUUGCUGCGAUGAUCCCUACCUCGUAGACGAGCUCAGUCUAGCAGCACUCGAAUGGGCCGAGGAUAAGUUCGGCGCGUCAAGCGCCGACUAUGUUAUGUUCCACGUAUUAAGAGGACAGGCACUCGCUGGUAUUGGUAAGCUCGCUGAAGCGGAAACUAUGCAUAGAGAGUGCGCCCUAAUGGUUAUGGAGGGGAGCUUUGACCGCUCUAUUUACAGUGAGGUCUAUGAGAAAUUAGGGAGCGUUCUACAUAAAGAAGGGCGAUACGAGGAAGCAUAUGAAGCCAAUAAUCUGGCACUUCUACAAGCUCAAGGCCCCAAGUUACACAUUAACAUACUACGGAUUCUGAACGCUUGUGGAGAGGCUGCUAGGUGGUUCAACCUCGAACUAGCUAAUGCACAUCUCUCCGUAAAAUACUCGCUUAUUAAAGAGACGGACGCUAGGGAUGAAAUCGUCAAUGACAUCGCGAGGCUAUCUCAGAUAAAAUCGCAAAUUGGCACCGAGACAUCUGCCCGGGAAGCUCUAGGACUCCUUGUCGAAGGACUUGAAGUAUACGGGAUCGACGUAACUUAUUUCAACAAUACCACGCCGCGAGCGCAUUUGAAAGACACCGACGUCUCGAUAUACCUGGACGAUCCGGAACUACUACGGAACUUCUCAGCCGAUAGCGAAGUUAGCAAGUUGCUCAAUCAGCAGUUUGGGAUGUGGCAUGGCUUCGCUCUAUUAAUCCGAAUCGCAUCGCUCCUGUUCAAGACAGGCAACUUCUACGCCGCCGAGCAAACAUUUCAACUCUCCAAAGCUGCUUUCGAACACGCGAAUAACUGCGACAGAGAUCUUCGGGCCAACUUCGUGGCUUGGGUAUAUCACUACACGGAAAGUCGGUACGGGAUCGACGGGGACAAGCAAAGGGUUCGACAUAUCAUGGACUGGGCUAAACUCUACCUUGAUCCCGACUUACCAAUGGUGGUCGACCAAGAUUUGUCGUUGAGUGAGUGGCAUUUGUGCUUGCUCGAGUUGACUGAAAGCACUGCGGAGCAUGCGAAGAGGAAGAGCUCGGAGAUGAUGCAUAGACUAUCGGGCAAAUUCUCACGGGCGCUUUCUUUGAAACCGCAUCGCUCGUCUCGCUCGCUGUCUAUCCUAUCUUCUUCGCGCAAGAGUAUUAGAUCUACGCAUAGCAUUGCUAGAUCAGCUAUAGCUGAGAUGCCAUAACUAUUAUCCUCGGCAGGAUGCUUCAAAAGGAACGCAGACCCCUUCGAAUUCGUAUAAUUAUAAGUUGGAAAUGAUGAAGAGUAUAUAUCACGGAGGCGCAGAAUCCCCGUAUGCUUUUACGAUACUCCGUUACCAAAUAGGUACCUGCUUGGCUCUUAAAUGUUUUUAGAUGAGGAUAAGCUAUAGCGAUGGCGUUUAAGGUACACAGCAAUUUGACUUAGGUUAUCUUGAAUAGACAAGCUACCAUUCACAAUUUUC
Hypoxylon trugodes is the source of this 4386-nucleotide messenger RNA. RefSeq lists its product as uncharacterized. The record is from RefSeq and is a predicted model, not a curated record. Lineage: Eukaryota; Fungi; Ascomycota; Sordariomycetes; Xylariales; Hypoxylaceae. The transcript has 3 exons. The coding region runs from base 457 to 4128 and encodes 1223 amino acids. Gene Ontology annotation, molecular function: ADP binding; protein binding.